AUGGCCAAAUUUGGUCCCCAGCCUGAGAAUGCUGGUAAUAACCAGCCCUCUACUCUCUAUUCCCUCAUCAUGACGCCUGUCAACAUAACCGUCUUCCUCUUCUCACUCCUCCUGGUCGACUUUCGCCAUACUGCUAGCCGCAACAACUUCUACGGUACCGGUAACUCGCAAGCGAAAUGGGUACCCCGAUGGUUCCUCCAGCCAUACCAACACAUUGGCCAUAGGGAUCAUGAUGCCCAUGGUCGUUGGCACUAUCACAGCAAGCAGAAGAAGCUCAUGAAGAUGGAAGCAGACGAAGCGUUUCAGAUGCGGUCUUCCAUGUUCAUGUUCAUGGCUGUGGCAUUGGCUCUGGCUACGAGUGCUGCCUGGUUCUUGACGAGUCGUCUAUAUUACAGUGUCGCUUCUCUUGUCGAGCCUCAUACCGCGAGUCAUACUAUUCCGCCUACGGGUCCGUGA
Molecule: messenger RNA, 456 nt
Organism: Fusarium proliferatum ET1
Lineage: Eukaryota; Fungi; Ascomycota; Sordariomycetes; Hypocreales; Nectriaceae
Exons: 2
Coding region: 1-456 (151 amino acids)
Source: RefSeq, a predicted model, not a curated record